This is a messenger RNA of Parathielavia appendiculata, 1395 nucleotides long. RefSeq lists its product as uncharacterized. The coding region runs from base 1 to 1395 and encodes 464 amino acids. NCBI's taxonomy places the organism in Eukaryota, Fungi, Ascomycota, Sordariomycetes, Sordariales, Chaetomiaceae. The transcript has a single exon. The record is from RefSeq and is a predicted model, not a curated record.
AUGGCGCCUGCCAUCAUCAACAGCCUCUUUGGCCGGCCCGAUGUGGCGUCGCUUGGGCCGCUGGCUGCGCGCUCGGUCCUUCUGGCUCGGGCUCCGGCUGAGCAGGAUAGAAACCCAGCAGCCGGCGCACUCCGUCCCCAAGAAAUCAACAACAACGCAGUUUUUGCCGUGUUCGGCCUAAUUGGCGCCGCCUUCGUUGUAGGAGGCAUCUGGUUUUUCUUUUGGGCAAAGAACGGCGGCUUUUAUUUCAAGAAGAACGAUUGGGAGGAUUACAAGUCGACGGUGCUCCGGCGCAAAGGGCCCAACGGCACCAUAUACUCCGACGCAACGCCCAGUACAGUGCUGGGUGGCGGCAGCGUGUACAAGGACGUCGACGAUGGCACAACCACCAUUGGCGACGAUCUGACCACGGUCGUGAGCGCUACUACAGGUGUCACCGGCAUUACCGGCGGCGUUUCCGACAUUUCGGGCCGGGAGAAGCGGCGAAAAAAAAGGGAGCAAAAGGAGCGCGAAAAGGAGCGCCGACGUGAGAAAAAAGCCCGUGAAAAAGCGGAGCGCAAGAACAAGUCCCGCCGUAAAGUUGACGCAGAGGGCGUCAUCGUCGACGAGGAGGCCGAGGCCAUGGCCCAGGAACAGCUGCGCAACUACCGUCACGAAAAGCCCGCUCGCGUGGGCGGUCUAAACCGCGAAUCAGAGGCCUCCACCUGGGACGGCUCGACGAACCCAAGCUGGUCGACGGCGAGCCCGAGCCAUGCGGCCGAGUCCACCACCGACACAGGCAGCACCGUCACCUCUGAACUUAUCAGCAACCGCCAGCGCACGCCGACUAGCACGCCUACCAAAAAGGACGCGAGCGAGCGCACAGGAGGCGGCAUCCGGAAAGUCUAUUCGACGGCCGACAAAAACGCUAUGCGCGAGAACGAGCGCAUCCGCGCCGAGGCCCGCCGCCUGCAGGAGAAGGGACGCGCAGCUGCCUCUGCCUCGGCAUCGUCCAACAUCCGCCGAGACUUUAGCUUCACGCGCGGCGCCGACGAGACUAUGGCGCUGCGGCGCAUCGACGAGGCGCCCGGCGAGAGCGUCGUCAGCGGGUCGUACGUCAGCGAGAGCACCAUCAACGACUACUCGGAGAGGGAAAGGCGCGCUCGGUCGCGCUCACGGCACAGGAAUGCUGCCGCGGCGCCGAGCGAGGACUCGCGGGUGCCGGGGAGCUGGGUCCCCAGUGAGGUCGGCUCUGCGAGCGACGUCGGCACCAAGGUGUACACGCACUCGCAUCAUAUUCCCGUGGGCGGCAGCUCGGUGGCGGGCAGCUCGGUGACCGACUUUGCGUACGCCGAGGAGAAGCGGAAGAAGAGAGGUGGUGCUGGGGCGAGGAGGAACCGGGAGAACGCUGCCUGA